GCAAGACACCUUUUUUUAGAGAUGCUCCCGGCGUCGGCUAUAGCGGCCUUAAAAAUCAUUAUUUUUAAACAAAAAAAUGUUAUCUUUGAAAGACGAAUUCUUUUUGGUUGCACUGCUCUCGUUGGACUCUCAGUAUGCAUAUGGUCAGUGGCUAUAGGAGCUGAUCAUUGGUUCAUACUAAAAUCGCCAAAUAAUCAAGGUUUACCAUUGGGAGGUAAUAAAAUUGGUAGAAAAUUGAUCUACAAACAUGUAGGCCUCUGGAGAAAUUGUAUUGAUGGAUUGGAACCUAAAUCGGAAAAUUCCACGAAUCUAGUACAUUAUAGUAAGUGUGACUUAUUUUAG
Temnothorax curvispinosus is the source of this 342-nucleotide messenger RNA. RefSeq lists its product as uncharacterized. NCBI's taxonomy places the organism in Eukaryota, Metazoa, Arthropoda, Insecta, Hymenoptera, Formicidae. The record is from RefSeq and is a predicted model, not a curated record. The transcript has 2 exons. The coding region runs from base 22 to 342 and encodes 106 amino acids.